Messenger RNA from Chara braunii, 1590 nucleotides. The record is from the annotation of a GenBank genome assembly. Lineage: Eukaryota; Viridiplantae; Streptophyta; Charophyceae; Charales; Characeae.
CGACAGCAGGAUUGAGCAAUCGGCAACGCACUGCAGGGUCCGCGGGCAACCAAGCAUACGACCCAAUGUUGUACGCUCACCUGCCUUCGCAUGAGAUUCCCCUUAUGUCGACGGAUGACGAGUGCGAAGACGUGAGGUCAUCCGUUGUGCCGUUGGGGAGUGGUUCGACGAAGGAUUGGGUGGGAACCCAGUCCUUCAGCGGCAGGCAGGCGGAGACCCCAUGGUCUUACACGUCGAUGCUGAACGAGGGGUUGUGCUGCGACGAUGGCAAUGCAGGGGUCGAUCUGACCUUCCAGUUGUCGACCAGCAGCGGCGUGGUGGUGACACACACGCACAUCAUCAAUCCCCACCCUGAUGGGGAUUGUGAUGAGCAGACAUGGGUUGCUCGCUGCGGGGCGCGAGACGGCAGGCAAGCUCAAGCGCUUCGCGACAGUGGCGGGAAUCGAUAUUUGUCAUCUAUGGCAUCGGCCGGUGGAGGAGGCAGCGGAGAUCAUCGUCCGGAAUGGAUGCGAUCAUCGCCCGCGCCGGGAAGCGGAUCCAGGACUCCGCGUAGACGGCAGCAACAGGACUACGCAUCCGCGACGGGUGCGGACGCCUUGCGUCCACAUGGAACGGAGUCCAUGAUGAAGGGAGUGCAACGGCUCGACGUCAAUGAAGGCGAUGAUGCGGCAGAUCACGAGCCGUACGACAACGACGACAUGGACGGCGACGAGGGCUACAACUCCGAGGAAUUGCCGGAUAUUCGACCGUUCGGGAGGAAGGCGAAGGGAGGCCGAGGGGUUGGGAGGAAGGGUUCCACGACGAGGAAUCGGACGGACAAGAAAAUGGACGACGACACUUGUGGGAGCGAUGGCGAGGGAGCCAUAAAUUUCUGGUCCGUUGGAGACACGAUCGUACUUGUGCGGGCGAAAAGGGAUCAAGAUUUGUAUUUCUCAAGUAUGGGGCACAAUUUCGGUUGCAUGAAGACCAGGGAGUGGAAGUGGGAGCACUGGGAGGAUGUGCGGUUGAGGUUGGACAAGGCGGGCGUGACGAGGAAGGUCGUCGAUUGCGGGAAGAAGUGGGAUAAACUGAUGCAGCAGUUCAAGAAGGUUCAUAAGUUUCAGCAGCUCUCCAGUGGGAGGGACUACUUCAAGCUUUUGUUGGUGGCGAGCAUAUGGUUGAUGCGCAUGGCGGGAGAUGAUCUGCGCAGCCACUACGAAGCUUUCUACUUCGCAAAGCUCAUGGCGAAGCCUACACUCAUCGCGUCCAUGUAUCGGUCCUGCGAACAUAGGCGAUCAGUGGUCCGCGCUACGAACGUUGUGACGGAGAGGCUUGGGAAGGCUAACGCGACCUUGGGAGAGUACCCAAAGUACAUCCCAGAUUGGGAAAUCUGCGGCAUCGUGUUCGGAUUCGACGCCAGCAUAGCAGGGCAAGAUGACGCGAAGAGGCUCGAUUGGUUGGGCGGGGGCCCCCUGGAGGAUGACAAGGCCGAUGAUGGAAAGGAUGAUGCGUAGGGCGGCGACGAGGGUGACACGUGGAGCGCGGGGGGGGGGGAAUCGACGCGGGAUAUGUUGGCCUGCCAACAUGUGUGGCUGAGCGUACACACAUCGU